Mytilus trossulus (common blue mussel) is the source of this 3881-nucleotide messenger RNA. RefSeq names its product stabilizer of axonemal microtubules 5-like. The transcript has 9 exons. Lineage: Eukaryota; Metazoa; Mollusca; Bivalvia; Mytilida; Mytilidae. The record is from RefSeq and is a predicted model, not a curated record. Bases 242 to 1708 code for a protein of 488 amino acids.
AAUUGUAUACAAAAGGGUUGUGCUAUGCAUUUAAAAAUAACUUCAACCUUUUGAAUGUCCUCGUGUCUGAUGUCUAACAAAAACUGCACUAAAAAUACAAAGCUUUUAUUGUAAUUCGUUAGCGCUAUAGUAUGAAGUAGGGUCCAAAAGUUGCAUUAAAACCUUUCGUAUUUCGUCGACAAGCAAUCAUCUCGAUAACGAUCAGAUCAAUACAUCUAGUGUUAAUCGUAUUGAACUUACAAUGAGGGACUCAAUGCAUGUUGAUAAACCAAUUAUUGAACCUUUAUCAGGAACAGACUUUUUGUCGUCAACAAAUUUCCAAGUAGCACAGGAUACAACAGAAACCAGAAAAGGCCUGGGAAGUAUUUUUAAAACUGAUUAUCCCCCUUACAAUCAUUAUGGUAGAGAUGCACAGGCAGAAAGACCAGUCUUGGCAGAAGUUAUGCAUAGAGAUCAAUCGUAUUUCAAGGGUGAUCAAUCUGAAAGUACUCAAGCAUAUGAGUAUCGUUACUUAAAAAAACCUGUUGUAACGGACUCUUACCAAACACUGAGAGCUACAAAUUUCAAGACUGAUAGAGAUUUAAACAAGGUGGAUGUGUUUGGAACUAUGCAUAAUCAUUACUUUGUACCUAAAGUCAAUAACGAUUAUCAGCGUAUUGGACCUGCCACAAAUACUCAUCAAAGUCAUAUACCUAAAGGGGAUCCUGACAAAAUCACUCAACCAUGGUCUGACUACAAUGAUAAGUUCAGAGGUCACGACACAUCUGUGGUAAAAGUUUUCAGAGCACCAUCAAUGCAUGAAGGUGGUCCACCAACAGUAAAAGGAGAUGAAAGAUUGUCAAAUUUCAACACCACUCACAACUUAAUGUUCCCUGAUAAAUCACAGCCAAGAGUUAAAAUCUUAUCUGCUCCCACUGGUACAAAUGUACCUAAAGGAGAUCCUGAUAAAGUAUUACAGAGAGACACAACAAUGAAAGAAUCGUACAGCAACCUUACAAGCCAACACAAACACAAUCCUUACCUAAAGUCUGAAGUCAGUGGAGUAUUACGAAGAACUAAUUUCCAGUCUGAAGAUUGUUACAAAGAAAAUGAUUACUUUAGUACUGCAAUUAAUUCGUAUCAACCUACAUCUGUACCAGUUGACAGAUAUAAGCCACUCAAACACAGAAAUCAUAGUGAUUUUCCACCAGGUGAUAUGGAGAAUAGUAGAGUUCUAGAGAGAGUGAAUACAACCACAACCAGGGUGUACCAUGGAAAUCCUCCUUUGGGAAUUCACAAUACUAUUAUAUCUGGUGCUAACCUUCGUACAAAAAGUAAAGUAUCCUUUGGGGAGCCUCAGCUGAACAGAAAUUUUUAUGACACAACAAACUAUGAUACAUUCAAAGGAGUAAAAGUACCAUACACCUACGAUAGAACUAAAUUCCACAAGGAGAGUAGUAUACCUGUCAAUUACUAUAGUAAAGAAGAAACCGACCAUUCCUCAUCAUACACAGACUACAAAGAUCCAGUACAGGCUAAGAUGAUUCCUCAUAACACAGCACUUAAUAAUUUGAAGAUGUCCCAUAUAUUGCCUCCCCUGAGUGGACCACAACGUCACAACACAACACAUCAGGUGAUGUUUACACCAAAAGAAUCGGAGAAGUAUUCCUACGAUUCUGGUAGAUUACAACGCAGUUCUGUACCACUGGGUACAAUGACUUGUCAGUGAUUCCUGGGGAAGAUUACAGUAAAGAGACCUGCUCAGUCUGGUACAAAGACCUGUCCUGAUUCUACUGAUAAUCAUCAGGUGUAGGUUAUAGGGAGGAACAGUUCAUUGCUUUUAGAAUGAGAUAUGUUUUGAAAUUUAUAUGAAAUCACUUUUUAUAUGUUACUUUUUUAUGUGUAUUCUUGCUGUGUGUAUCAUUGUUAAACAAUAAUUGUGCACAUCAAUUUUCUUGCCAUUUAUCAAUUAUAUUUUUAUUAAAUCUGGAGUUGUUUUAGAAACUGUUAGUAGAAGGUGGAAUCAAACAUUUUCUAAUAAAUAUUGGUUAAAUCUAUGGCUAAUUCAUCUAAAGUGAGCUUCAAAAAAUGUUUAGAUACUUAGCAGAAAAUUUAAUUGAACUAACCACUGACUAGGAAAUAUGUUUUACCAUUGCAUAUGUUUGGUAUCUGUUGUAUUGAAGUAUAUGUUGUGACAACAGAAUAAGCACAUUAAUUAAAGGAUGUGGCAAGAGCUAAAAAAAUAUUUAUGAGUCUGAAUUAACAUCAUUGCUUAUCUUAACACUUUAAUUGAAGUUAAGGGCAUUGCUGUUAUGUUAAGUUUUGAAAUUUUAUUCUUUGUUGUUUAUAAAAAAAUGUUUUUAUGUAAUUUACCUGAAUGAACAAUUCUGUAGACAUGAAAGCAGAACUCGUUUUAUAGAAGGGAAAGUUUAAAGCUAUUACAAUUCCCUAUUUAGAUGGUUACAAAUAACGAUGUUCAUGAAUUUUCACCAUAGAGUUCUUGUUGAGAAUGAGUUGUGUUAUUGCAUAUGAAUUUUUACUUUAGCUAUUAGUUUAUUGAUUUAAAAACAAAAUUUAUUUAUAAAAAGUGUAUUUUGAUUUUCUAAUGCUUGUUGCAUGAGAGAUAUUUUUUUUUAUUUUUGCUAAUAUAGUAGUAGGAAUAUCUUGUUGAAAUAGGUCUGGUAGGUAAUUAGGAAAAAAAGGAAAUUGGUCUACUUUUGUUGAUGGGAAUUUAUGUGAUAAGCCAAUAUUGUGGCCCAUUUAAUUGAAGCUUCGCAAUUUAUCCUAUCAAUUAAUCAUGAAACAUCAAUAUACAACACUUAUAUUAGUACAUCAUGUAUCAAUAAUUUGUGCAAAUAUUGUCUUGCAUAACUUUUAGGUCUCUAAACUUUAAUUUAAAAAAAAAAUGCAAAACUGCUAAAAGUAUCUCAUUUGAGAUCUUCCCACUGUACAAAAGCCAUGCUUGGAAAACAAAUUUUAUAAUAGGAAGUCUGAUACAAAUAUGUAUAUGUGAGUCAGAAAUCUUUUGAGUUGAGGUUUUAUCCUUGGUCAGAAAUGUCAAUUUUAACAUGAUUAUAAUUUCAUUGGUAUUAAAAUUGAUGUUUCUACACUUAAAUCACUUGGCAGUAUUAUCCUAUUUAUUUGUAAAUUGAAUUUUAAAAUAUUGAAAAAUUUAAUUAUGUGUGCAAUUUUUAGGGAUUUAACAGUGGCCGGUUUUAUUCCUCCCCUUACAUGUAAGGGACAAAAAAAAACUAAAUAUAAUAGUACAAAGGGAGAUAACUCAACUGUUUCUUUAUUUCAGAUUUUCAUACUGCAUAGAAUUUUAAAAAUUAAAAUAAAAAAAGGAUUUUUUUAAUCUUACUCAGCUGCUCAACUUUAUUCUGCUAUAAUUUGCUCAUUUUGCCAUUAAAAUUUUCAUUACUUUGAUUUAUAUUUUAUGCAUUUACUGUGAGUUAAAUUGUUUUUGUUUGUUUAAAUCCUAAAUUUUCCCUAGUAUUUUUAACUGUUGAUAUCUAUCAGUAAGUUUAAUAUUUUUGUUUUGUUGUAUGCGUUUUAUUAAUAGAAUUUCUUGUCUCAUGUUUCAUAGAUAGUUUUAUACAUGUUUUUUUCAACAGGUUAACUGUUGUAAAUCAAUGAUUAUUAAGUGCCAAAUUCUGUACUAUAUUUAGUGUUUUCCAGGGUUUUGUUUUGGUGGAGGGGAGUUUUACUAAUUUCACAGUCUAAUACUUCAUGCAGAUGAUUUUAAUUUUGAACUAAUGAGCACUAAACUAACUUAUUUCAAAUAACCAAUUCGUGUAGAUUAUUUAUCAGGUCUUGAAUUAGAACAAAAAAUCAACAGAAAAUAUUACAUGUAUUAAUUUUAUUGAUUACCAUUUCUGGUUAUUAAGACAGGUUUUGUAAAC